UCUUCUAGGGAUCGUUUUCUCGGCAAAUCUUGGUACAUGCUGUCUCUCUCUGUCUGUCUAUCGAAUGUCUGCUAUAUGUUUUGUUUGAUUUGAUUUGAAUUUUUUUUUUUUGGCUCAAGUGUUGUUAUUGCGUGAGCUAAGAAAAUGAAGUCAGGAAGGAAGAAUAAGAACGAAUCUUAAACUUUUACUUUCGACUUCUUAGCUUCUUUUUUCGAUCUGAGCAGCUUUGAUGUGAUUCACAUUUACCCUUUUGGUUAUACAUUCUAAAGUUUCAAUCUUUUGGUUCGAUUCAGAUCCCAAUUAUGCAAAUUGCCCUUUGAUCUGAUUCACAUUUUUUUGUAACAUCUGUUCCUGAGUUGGUGUUUGAAUAUCGUAGUUGCUAGAAUGUGAAUUCUCGACUUUUUGUUGUUGUUGGUGAAUCUGUCUUUAUGUCCUUUACAUUCUGUUUGUGUUUGGAUUCAGAAGAGAUGGAGGUGAAAGCGAGAGCUCCGGGAAAGAUCAUACUCGCAGGGGAACAUGCGGUUGUUCAUGGUUCCACGGCAGUAGCAGCGGCCAUUGAUCUCUACACUUACGUCACUCUACGCCUUCCUCUUCAAUCAGCUGCUGAGAACAAUGAUAGGCUUACACUUCAGCUCAAGGACCUUUCCUUGGAGUUUUCCUGGUCCGUAUCCAGACUCAAAGAAGUGAUUCCUUGUGAUUCAAGCACUUCUUCACCAGCUUCAUGUUCAGGCGAGACCCUUAAAUCAAUUGCUGUUUUGGUUGAAGAGCAAAAUAUUCCAGAGGAAAAAAUCUGGCUGUCCUCUGGGAUCUCCACCUUCCUCUGGCUAUACACCAGUAUCAGAGGAUUCAGUCCGGCUACGGUCAUCAUUACAACCGAGCUUCCAUACGGAUCUGGCCUCGGUUCAUCAGCAGCUUUCUGUGUAGCUCUCACGUCUGCUCUCAUUGCAUCUUCUAUCUCAGACAAAACACACCGUGAAGGUUGGAGUUCUCUAGAUGAGACCAAUCUCGAGUUGCUGAAUAAAUGGGCUUUUGAAGGUGAAAAGAUCAUCCAUGGGAAACCGUCUGGGAUCGAUAACACCGUCAGUGCAUACGGCAACAUGAUCAAGUUCUGCUCAGGGGAGAUAACUCGGUUACAGUCAAACAUGCCUCUGAGAAUGCUAAUCACCAACACUAAAGUAGGACGGAACACUAAAGCUCUGGUCUCUGGUGUAUCAGAGAGAACUGUCAGACAUCCAGAUGCUAUGAAGUCGGUGUUCAAUGCUGUGGACUCUAUAAGCAAAGAGCUAGCUGCGAUCAUCCAAUCUAAAGACGAGAACUCGGUUACUGAGAAAGAAGAGAGUAUAAAAGAACUCAUGGAGAUUAACCAAGGCUUGCUGCAGUCAAUGGGGGUUAGCCACAGCUCUAUUGAUACCGUGAUCAGAACCACGCUCAAGCACAAGCUUACCUCAAAACUCACUGGAGCUGGAGGUGGUGGCUGUGUCCUCACUCUGUUACCUACAGGGACGGUGGUGGACAAAGUUGUGGAGGAGCUUGAGUCCAGUGGUUUUCAGUGCUUCACUGCAUCCAUUGGUGGUAACGGAGCUGAGAUUUGCUUUUGAUCAGAUGCUAUAUUGUUUAACAAAAUCAUAUUUGCUCACAUUUACUGGAAGAAGGCUGCAAUUACAUAUAUAAAGAGUCCAUUUUUUUACUACUGAUGUAUUGAAUGUAAAAAUGCUUGUUACCAUGUGAUGUCUCUUCUUUCUUUUGUUGUGGUUUAAUUGUAGACAUGAAUGCAUUAUAAUGGACAUGUUGAAAGUAAGUA
Messenger RNA from Brassica napus (rape), 1801 nucleotides. Its product is annotated as mevalonate kinase. Gene Ontology annotation, cellular component: cytoplasm. Gene Ontology annotation, molecular function: ATP binding; mevalonate kinase activity. Lineage: Eukaryota; Viridiplantae; Streptophyta; Magnoliopsida; Brassicales; Brassicaceae. Gene Ontology annotation, biological process: isoprenoid biosynthetic process. The coding region runs from base 429 to 1598 and encodes 389 amino acids. The record is from RefSeq and is a predicted model, not a curated record. The transcript has 5 exons.